Molecule: messenger RNA, 2179 nt
Organism: Misgurnus anguillicaudatus (oriental weatherfish)
Lineage: Eukaryota; Metazoa; Chordata; Actinopteri; Cypriniformes; Cobitidae
Gene: prf1.5
Product: perforin 1.5
Biological process (GO): immunological synapse formation; T cell mediated cytotoxicity; defense response to virus
Cellular component (GO): membrane
Molecular function (GO): wide pore channel activity
Source: RefSeq, a predicted model, not a curated record
AAAAAUACCCCAGCAUUUUUAGAAUGUAGUUAUGAUAUUACAUUUUAUUUACCUAUAUAUAAAAUAUAUGGCACAAACUAAUGUUGUUUAAGCGUCCUGCAUUCAUCUGAAUAAUCUUGACCUUGCACUUCAUCCUCAUUCCCCAAUGUAAGCGAAAGUUUCAUGAAACCCUCCCCCAGGCCAUUGCACAGCUGGUAUUCACUAAAACAUCAAAACAAAACCAGUAAGCGGAUGAAAUCUGUCCGGUGCAGAAGAAAGGAAGACACUCCUUGUCGCAAAUGCCAAAGGCUCCAUUUUGCACACAGCCUUUUCGACUUUCUUUUCGAGAAAGCCACGCUACAGCAAUAACAUUUUGCGAGGAAGCAGUAUUUUAGGACAAAGAAAGAGAAAAGGACUUUUCUGAAGUAGGUCACUAUGGUGAUUGUACACGGCUAGACUGUUGUGUGAAAUCUACUGGGUGGGUAAAACUGAACUUGGUAUCAUCAUGAAGACAGUUUCUUUCCACCUAUUUCUUUGUAUUUUUCUGUAUACCUUGACAUACUGUGGAGCCUGUCAUACAGGCACGCAUGCAGAAUGUGAGAAAGCUCCUUUUGUGCCCGGCUACAACCUGGCAGGGGAAGGUUUUGAUGUGGUCCGAAUGCGGCGUAAAGGUGCAUUUUUGAUCAAUGUCAAGUCGCACUUGAUGGACAACGACACUUGUACAGUCUGCAAGAAUCGUUUUCAGGGUGGGCAGGUACAGAAACUGCCCACGGUCGUGCUGGACUGGCGUCCUUUUAGCCGCUGUAGUAAACAGCUUUCUAGUGCACUUCAUCAUUCUGUUGACUCUCUGAUGAAGAGCUCCACUUCACUCGUCAAUAACAACUGGGAAAUGGACCUCAGUCUGGAUGAUGUGGGAAAGGCCAUUUUAGGAGGGAGCCGGUCGGAUAUUGCUCAAUUUGCCAAGUCUCAGAAUUCAAUGGAUAAAGCAACAUUUGCUUUUCAUGAGAUCACCUGCACAUAUUACAGUUACAGACUUAAAGACCACCCAGAACUCAGCACUGAAUUCUCAAAACAUCUGCAGCGCCUUCCUACACAAUAUGACGACAAAGCAAAACCCCUGUACAGAAGGACUAUAGAUACAUAUGGCACUCAUUACAUACGUCAAGUCCAUCUCGGAGGGCGAGUGAGACGGGUCACAGCUUUUCGGACUUGUCUCGCGACGCUAAAGGGCUACUCUGAAACUGAAAUCAAAAACUGUCUGAACAUUGAGUUGAAGAUGACAUUGGGAUUCAUUCCAGCUAACGUCUCAUUUUCCAACAGAUGCUCUCAAAUCUUUAAAGAUGAUAUAAGUAUGGGCUUCUACCAGGGGUUUAUGACACACAAGAUCGAGGUGCUGGGAGGUGAGAAAUACUUUCCAGACCUUGUUUUACACCAAAGUCCAGCUGAUGCCUACUCAAACUGGAUGAUGAGCUUGCAUGACAACCCUGAUGUUAUAUCAUAUGCAAUUUUUCCUCUUCAUCAUCUGGUGACUGAUCCUGAGGUCAGUGCUAAUCUGAGAAGAGCAGUAACAGAGUACAUUGAAGAAAACAUGCUUUCUGUAGAUCAUGAAGAGAAACAAGAAUGUUCAAAAGCACCAAAUUUGGAUCAUAACUGCUGCCCUCUGCGGGCCGGUCGUGGUACUUUAGCAGUGUCGGUGCAGAGAGCUGCAGGCUUAAAGGCAGACCUCUUCACACGCACUGAUGGUUUCGUGAAAGUUUGGUACAAUUUUAUGUACGAGGAGACUGAUGUGAUAAUGGACGAUAAUAACCCAGAAUGGAAUGUCAGCUAUGAUUUUGGCUCGAUUGAGUUUGGUCAUGAACUCAUAUUUGAGGUUUGGGACAUUGAUGUAUUUUAUAAUGACAUUGUGGGGAAGUGUGUGGUCACCCCUGAACGUGGGAUUCACUCACACAGCUGUAAAUUAAGAAGAGGGAUUCUUUAUUUUACCUACAGCGCUUCUUGUGAUACUCACCUGACAGGUCCCAGGUGUAGCAGAUACUCACCACAAACAUGACGCUCUGCUACUGUAUAGGGGAGAGUGGGGACGGUUGCAACACUUUAUACAAUUCUUUCACUUAUCAGAGACAGUUUGUACUGGAAAGUGUAUCCAUCUGCAUCCUGUACCUUUUUCCCACCAGGGCUGGCUCCAUGUUGGCAGACCUGC